Molecule: messenger RNA, 189 nt
Organism: Peronospora matthiolae
Lineage: Eukaryota; Oomycota; Peronosporomycetes; Peronosporales; Peronosporaceae
Source: the annotation of a GenBank genome assembly
AUGAUGGCGUGCAAUACUCUUGCUUCUUUUGUGAUGCACUUCUUUAUGAAACGUAAUUGCGAGACGGCAACGAACCUGCUUGAGGAGCUGAAGGACGAGUAUAGUUGUCUUCGUGCGUCGGUGGGCACUUAUGUCGAGGACGACGCCGACGUGCUUAAUAAAGUCGUCAUGGACGCCGAUGCACCCUAA